Messenger RNA from Panthera uncia (snow leopard), 6569 nucleotides. RefSeq names its product TNF receptor associated factor 1 (gene TRAF1). Gene Ontology annotation, cellular component: plasma membrane signaling receptor complex; cytoplasmic side of plasma membrane. Gene Ontology annotation, biological process: positive regulation of JNK cascade; protein K63-linked ubiquitination; tumor necrosis factor-mediated signaling pathway. The transcript has 8 exons. The record is from RefSeq and is a predicted model, not a curated record. NCBI's taxonomy places the organism in Eukaryota, Metazoa, Chordata, Mammalia, Carnivora, Felidae. Gene Ontology annotation, molecular function: tumor necrosis factor receptor binding; ubiquitin protein ligase binding; zinc ion binding. Bases 3283 to 4530 code for a protein of 415 amino acids.
GUCGGCGGGGGCCGCGGGGACCUGCCCCGGGCCUUCCCGGCUUCCGCCUCCCGGGCCACGUCCCCGGCGCCCCACCGGAAGCUCCCGCUGGGCCGCGGGGAGGCGACGGCGACGGCGGCGGCGGCGGCGGCGCCGAGGUUGGUUGCACUGCACCCCGCCCCCACCCCAGGCCACCCCGCCCCGGGGCUGCCGGCGGCCCCCGCCCCCGCGCUCCCGGGCCCGGGCCGCCCCGACUCCCGCUCGCUCGCGCGGGGGACUCCCCAGGCGCAGGCCUCCCGGCGCGGCCCGUGACCUGGACGCCGCGGCUGCGGAGCCCGCCCCCGGACUCCUACCCCAGCCCUUCCUGCGGGCAGCGGGGGCAGCCCCGGGGGUUCGCCCCCUCCUCGAGGAGUGGCGGGCGCCGCUCUGCUCUCGGCACUGGGCACGCACCUGAUGUGGCGGUGGCGAGGCGACAGUCACCUGCCCGGGGGCGGGAGGGAUGCACGACUGAGGCUGGGGGGCACAGACAGGCAAUCCGGCAUCGGCCUCAUGGAGCAGGGGGCUGUGGGGGACGCUAUGGGAUCGAAAAGCCGAGCGCCCAACCCCAUCCUGGGGCCAGCCCACGGAGACCCAGGGGUCUGGUCAAGGGCGCCGGAAAGGGCAAGUGGACGGCUGGGAGGAGGGGGUGUAUGCGGCGCGGAGAGACUCCAACCGUGCAGAUCCCGCGGUGGAGCCAUGGAGAUGGGGCCAGUGGAGGUUCAGAGCAGAAGAGAAAGGGGUCAAGGAGAAGAUAAGGAGUGUCCGGAGAAGUGGGGGGUGGGAGGUACACGGAGAGGGUGCGAAAGCCAAAGGGAGGAAGGGAAUUUGAAAGGAGAAGCCACCAAUGGUGUGAGGUGCUGGCCAGAGGGCAGGUUGGAUAGCCGGGACAGGCCCCGGGCGUUUGGUGACUCCAACACUGAGAAUCUUGGGGAGAUGGUUCCCGGAGAUUCGAGUGAGGAAUUCUCCAUGCAGCCAGUCUUUUCCAGAAGUUCUGAUAGAGUGAGGAGAGAGUGUCGACGCAGGGGAGGACUUUGGGGUAAGGGUGAAGAGCAGUUUAAAGCAGACCAUGUGGUUAAAGCACAGGCUCUGGGGUCAGGGGUCCCCGCACACUAUCUGCGAGAUCUUGGACAAGUCACUUAACCAGUUUGUGCCUCAGUUUCUGAUCUGUAAAAUGGGGAUGAUGAUGAUGAUGGACAAUGCCUGCCUGUUAAGGAUCACGUGAAGAUUAGCUGAGACAGUUAAAAGUACUUAACGUGGCCCUAAAAUGCCGUACCGAUCAUUUUCCACUUUUAUUAUUGGAACAACUUGGGCAUAUUUUGAUGCUCAUAUGGAAGAGCUGGUAGAAAAGGAGGCAUUGGAAGACCGAGAGGAGAGAAAGGGGACUAGGAGAGAGGGACCCAGAACUUGGAUGGGAGGUAAGUGCCUGUCUAUGCCGAAGGAAGGGAAAGAGAGAAUUGGCGGGGAUGCAGGGAAGUUUGCAGGUUUGGGGUAUGUGGUUAAGGGACUGCCUUUCCCUUUCUCUGAAGUAGGCCUCAAGGCCGUUUGCUGAGAGGGCCAGGCCAUGGCUGGCCCUGGUGAAGAGGGAGGUCCCAGUUUACACUGCCGUGGUAGGGUACCAUGCCCUCUUUGCCAGGAGCCCCAAUGUCGUUCCAGCGAAGAGGGGCAGUUGAAUUUUUCUGGGGUCAGAGGACAACAUCUGACCUGCCUUGCCCACUUACAAGGCUCAAGUAAAGUUGAUGGGUGUGAAAACGCUAUAUAAGCAAAAUUUACCAUCUUAAUUCUGUUCCCUGAUCUUGAAGAGCUGGGAGCAUAGUGGCCCUGAGUGGAACACCAUGCCAAAGCCUUCCAAGCAGUCCCCUUGGGCCAUGCACCACGCCAGGUUCCCACCCUUCACUUCAUUCCGCCAUCACACCAGACGGGGAAGGUGGAAACUAUUAUCCCCAUUUCACAGAUGCACAGACUGACAUUCAGAGGAGUUAAAGGCCAUGUCCCAGGACCCAAAGCUAGUAAAUGGAAGACCCAGGAUCCCAACUCCCAUCUGUCAGACCUCAAAGCCCAUGAUUUGAAAUCACUAUGAAAGUUUGCAAAAUCCAGCAGGAUAGGAAGAUGUGGAUCUAGGUGAGAAAACAGGCUGGGAUCCCUGCCCUCCAUCCCAGCUCUGUAAGCGCCACCAAGUUGCCUUGUUUUUUGUCCCUCGCGCUUGGGUAAAAGAACACGGACCUUAGAGUCCCACAGACCUGUUGCUGAUGCUCCACUACUGGGGGCUUUGACUUUGGACCAGGCAUCUCGUUCCUCUGUGCCUAUAUGCGGCCAGUGGAUUCUCAGCAGGUUGCUCUAUGGAAUAGGAAGGAAAAUGUUGCCCAGGAUGCAGAAGACAUACCAGCGACCAUAGUUCCUACACAGCCAUGGGUCUCCGUCCCACUUGGCCGCUGAGCCCAACUCCCUGCGACCUAGUAUUUAUUUCGAGCUUUGUUCUCCUCAGAGCCAGGACGUGGUAGCGCCUGACCCAAGUAUGUGGCCACCUAUGACUUCCUGAGUGGGGCAUUGCGGGGGGAGGGCCCAGAUCAUGGUCCCGAGGCCUAAUUUCAAAGGAGGGGAGAGCCCUGUGUCAUCACCGUGACUGACGAGGAAUGCCACGGGCAGGGCCGGGGCAUCAGAAGCCUCUCAGCUGCCUCCGGUGGCUUGGCCACCGGCUUCCAGAAUCUCAGAGCCCAGAGGGGCCUUGGAGACAACCUGUUACGACUCCUUUUUUUUUUUACAGAUGAGGUUAAGAAGACCCACUGUGAGGAAGUGACUGUUACCUGAGACACUCUGGCCAGCGCACAGCUAAAGCGCCUGGAGCUUGCAUUUUUGAACCAGCCUCAGAACCCUGGGGAUUUCCACUGGGGCAGUGAGCACCCUCACCGAGAAUUCUAGGCUGCGUCAGGGUGCCAGGGAACACCGGCUGUGACCGCACCACUGAAGUCCCCAGGAGGAGGAGGAGGAGGAGGAAGCCAGCAGGAAGCAGCCCAAGAAUGACUGGACACUCCUAAAGCCUUCAGUCACCAUCCAGGGGAUUUUUUGCACCACAAAGGGUAAUUCCUGCCCCAUCCCUGCUGUGACUCAGCCGUGACGUUGAACCACACAAGCCAGCAAAAAGAUAAAGUUGUCAGACUCCUGCUCACCAGAGAGAACUCACCUCUUCUCUCAGCACAGACUUUACAGGCCCGGUCCCCGCCCCAGAGGAGCGUAGACGGGCCCCCCAGGCCAGCCUGGGACCCCGGGAUGGCCUCUGGCUCAGCCAGCAGCCCCCGCCCAGCCCCUGAUGAGAACGAGUUUCCCUUUGGGUGGCCCCCCACCGCCUGCCCGGACCCACCAGAGCCCAGGGCCCUCUGCUGUGCUGCCUGUCUCUCUGAGAACGUGAGGAAUGGCGAGGAUCGGAUGUGUCCAAAAUGCAGAGGGGACGACCCCCAGUCUGUAAGCCCAAGAAGCCUUCUGUCUCAGGAGAAGGAUCACCCCGAGGUGGCUGAGGCUGAAGUUGGGUGCCCCUUUGCUGGUGUUGGCUGCUCCUACAAGGGGAGCCCAAAGCUCAUGCAGGAGCAUGAGGUCACCUCCCAGACCACCCACCUAAACCUGCUGUUGGCGUUCGUGAAACAGUGGAAGGCCCAGCUGGGCUCUGGCCUGGGCUCUGGGCCCCUGGCCCUGGAGCAGAAUCUGUCAGACCUGCAGCUACAGGCGGCCGUGGAGGUGGCUGGGGACCUGGAAGUUGACUGCUACCGGGCACCCUGCUCUGAGAGCCAGGAUGAGCUGGCCCUGCAGCACUUAAUGAAAGAGAAGCUCCUGGCUGAGCUAGAGGAGAAGUUGCGUGUGUUUGAGAACAUCGUCGCUGUCCUCAACAAGGAGGUGGAGGCUUCCCACCUGGCUUUAGCAGCCUCCAUCCACCAGAGCCAGCUCGACCGUGAGCACAUCCUGAGCUUGGAGCAAAGGGUGGUGGAGUUGCAGCAGACCCUGGCCCAGAAAGACCAGGCCCUGGGCAAGCUGGAGCAGAGCCUCCGCCUCAUGGAGGAGGCCUCCUUCGACGGCACCUUCCUAUGGAAGAUCACCAAUGUCACCAGGCGCUGCCACGAGUCGGCCUGUGGCCGGACCGUCAGCCUCUUCUCUCCAGCUUUCUACACUGCCAAGUACGGCUACAAGCUGUGUCUGCGGCUCUACCUGAACGGGGACGGGACGGGGAAGAGGACCCACCUGUCUCUCUUCAUUGUGGUCAUGAGAGGGGAGUAUGAUGCUCUGUUGCCCUGGCCUUUUCGGAACAAGGUCACCUUCAUGCUUCUCGACCAGAACAACCGUGAGCACGCCAUCGACGCCUUCCGGCCCGACCUGAGCUCGGCAUCCUUCCAGCGGCCGCAGAGUGAGACCAACGUGGCCAGUGGCUGCCCACUCUUCUUCCCCCUCAGCAGGCUGCAGUCACCCAGGCAUGCCUACGUGAAGGAUGACACCAUGUUCCUCAAGUGCAUCGUGGAGACAAGCGCUUAGGGCGGGUAGGGACUGUGCGAACCACACCUGACUCCCGAGCGAGCACCACUGGGGGUUUAGUAAGAUGACUGAGGUCCUGCCCUUGGCGCCCAAGAUCCCAGGGCACGAUGUUGGGCCGGGCUGGCAGGAUCUCAGCGGGCCUGCUAGACUGACCGUGGCUGGCCAUCAGCUUAGGUGGCAGGGCCUUGGGCUGGGACCACAGGGGCAAAGGGUCCAGGAGACGGCAGCUGGGUCAUUCGUUGCCCUCUGCACCGAGCACACAACCCUGCAGGUUGAGGCGACUGUGACCAAGGGAGGGAGGGACUACGGACCAGGCCUUUGGCAUGGAUGGUGAGCAUAGGGAGGAGCGCCUGAGCAAAGAAAUUCUCAGACAGGAAGAUCUCUGCCCAGGGCGGGAAGGCAUCAAGUUGGGGCUUGGAUUUAAAGACGUUCAAGUUCCUUCCAGCCCAGAAAGUCUCCAGUUUUGGGCCUCUGGCCCAGAAGAGACCUAGGACUUGAAGGGGUUCUGGAAACGUUCAGGAACCUCAUGCCCACCAGGCUUCUGACUCUCCUUCAGUACCACCAGGUGGGCUGGGCUGGCCCGCACAGCACCUGCCAUGCCGGGUCUGGCAUCUCCGUUCCCCACUGUGCAGGGGCCCGCGUAGUCCUGAGCCCCGUGCCCGCCAGCAGGACUCCCCUGCACCUCCUCCAGGUGAAAGCUCCCAGGAUCAGCUGGAAGAAAUGUGGAGAAGGAGGGGGGCACAGACUCUCUGCUCUCCUUCCCUUGGAGGCCCCACCACCUUCGCACUUUCCUGCAUCUUGUGUCACCUAAUUAAGCAAGGUAUUCACUUCUCUCAGUUGACUGAUCAGGGCCUCUGAGCCACUGAGCAGAGGCUGUCCUUUUCAAUAUGUAUAAAACCAAAGAAAGAAAUUUUUGUACAUUUCUGUUGAGGUUUCCAUGAAGUGCAUAUCCAACCUGGGCCCAAACCGGGUACCCCACAGCGCCUGAGCCUCUUUAUUUGAAAAUGGGGGGCAGCACCCUCGCUGGCCCUGCCCCGUGCACGGGGUUUCACGAGGCCCAAAUACAGCAAGGAAGCACGAGUGCUUUGUAUGUUCGACAGUACCUUGCUGUGCGUGAACAUGCCAGGCUUCCUUCUCUUGCCCCCGCGGCGGACAGCUGGUCGGUAGUGGAGACUUCCCUGCUUCCCCUGGACAAGUGGAAGCAACACGUAGAGGUCUGGCCCAGCAAGUUCUGGGGACUCCUGCCUCAGCACCUGUGUCCUGGCGAAUGACAUCUUCGUCCCCCCACCCUGGGUGCUGAGCUGACGGGAUUGAGGACAAGCUGCUUCUAAAGACAACUGCUGUUCUUGCCUUUGCUCACACGUUUCUGAUGGGAAGAGACACAUCCUCGCUUCUUACAGCGUGAGCGGCAGCCACUGUUUCAGCAAAGCCUCACUGAGCCCCUCCUGUCCUCCCCUCGCCAGACACUAGGGGGGAGGGGUUAAGAUGUGCGCCCUACCCUGGAGAAACUGAGUUCAGUGGGGGGAACAGGUACAUGAGUAGAUCUUUGAAACUGAUGUGGAAGAGUAGCUCAGAGAAGGCACAGGAUCCCAGGUCCAUUGGGUGAAGCAGGAAGGGAGGGCUUCAUGGAAGAAGUGACAUUGAAACUCAGCCUUAAAGUAUUUUGAGACGCAGAGGAUAGGAGUAUGGGGGAGGGGGGAGACACCAAGGUGGGAGGCAGUCUUGGCUUCAGGGAGGGAGGGUGUGCGAGGCAGAAGCAUGGAGGGGAAGGGAGGGGAAGGCUGUAGCACCCAAGGCAGCAAGGCAGUCCCAGCUGUCUGAAAGCAGCACCAGGAAGUGGGGUGGGGGGGGAGGUUCUCAGAUCGCCCGCAGGUGAUCCUUUGGGCUGUUAACAGCAGGACGAGACGAUGAUUUAAAACAUUCAACAGGCGCCUGGGUGGCUCAGUCAGUUAAGCGUUGGACUUCAGCUUAGGUCAUGAUCUCACGGUUCGUGGGUUCGAGCCCCGCGUCGGGCUCUGUGCUGACAGCUCAGAGCCUGG